AUGGAAAUAAAGAAGAGCGAUUUCGAAUUGGGGAAAAGAAUUGGCGGAGGCCGCUUUAGCGAUGUCUACCUGUGCAGGACGCUGAAUGAUACGAACUUUUUCUUUUCCGAGUACGCUUUGAAAAUCACCGAGCCAGAGGAUGAACUGCCUCCACACAAUGUAAAAAACGAGCUGAAGCUGCUACGAAAACUGGCGGAUGCCCAAGAUAAAGAAGAUAAGGAGAAUGGUACUAGUAUAGGUAGAAAUGUUGUGCGCCUUAUUGCAUUCUACCAAAGUCCCAUAGAAAUUGGGCUGCUGUUCCCUUUUUACAAAACCGACUUGAACGGCGUGAUCGCAAGUAAUACUAAAGUGCGGUCUGCCUUCAACUUACAGGAUGGUACGAUCACGAAAAAAAGGGAAAACAACUUCAGUACAUCUCAGAUCAUCCAAAUUUUCAAAGGAUUGCUCCGCGGGCUUGCAUUUAUCCAUAGUCAGGGCAUCAUCCAUAGAGACGUCAAUCCAAAUAACAUAAUGUUCGAGUCGCCUAGCGAACUCGAACCUGUCAUUAUUGACUUUGGUAUCAGCUACAUGGAGCCAGACAACAAUGGUUUGGAGAAAGGAGACUCUAAAAUUACAGAUAUAGCAACCGGCUAUUACAAAGCGCCAGAGCUGUUACUUUCGGUCAAGGACUAUAGUAACAAAGUUGAUAUAUGGUCUGCCGGUGUGAUCCUGAUGCUCAUAUCAAGCAAGGAAUUCACCACGCCAUACUCAAAAGACUCUGCACACAGCGACCUAGCUUUACUCGCAUCCAUAUUCAACACUUUUGGGUCGCCGCCCGAUAAUUGGCAAGAAGUUAAGUCUUCCCGAUCGUAUGGUGCGAUGAACACUGCUUUUUUUCGCAAGACCCGCAGAUCUACGGAUGACUUGCUGUUCAAGUUAAAGGAUCAUCCCCAAUGCGUGGAAACUUUCAACAGUAUGAUGGUGUACGAGAGCUCCUGUAGACUGUCUGCAAGCGAGGCGUUGAAGAGGAUUGACUCUGAGCGACUGCAGAACCAAUAG
Molecule: messenger RNA, 1038 nt
Organism: Ogataea haglerorum
Lineage: Eukaryota; Fungi; Ascomycota; Pichiomycetes; Pichiales; Pichiaceae
Exons: 1
Coding region: 1-1038 (345 amino acids)
Biological process (GO): regulation of mitotic cell cycle; protein phosphorylation
Cellular component (GO): nucleus
Molecular function (GO): ATP binding; cyclin-dependent protein serine/threonine kinase activity
Source: RefSeq, a predicted model, not a curated record